Messenger RNA from Perkinsus marinus ATCC 50983, 1087 nucleotides. RefSeq names its product Nuc-1 negative regulatory protein preg, putative. Gene Ontology annotation, molecular function: protein kinase binding. The record is from RefSeq and is a predicted model, not a curated record. Lineage: Eukaryota; Perkinsozoa; Perkinsida; Perkinsidae. Gene Ontology annotation, biological process: regulation of cyclin-dependent protein serine/threonine kinase activity. The transcript is spliced from 7 exons. Bases 20 to 808 code for a protein of 262 amino acids.
UCUAGGAGUUGUCCUAAGAAUGCCUCUCGUCCUGUCUUUGUCGUCAUCGUCCGAUCAAUCAGUCUCGCCGCGAUCUGGUCGAUCUGAUGUCUCUACUACAUGCGAUGAUGUUACGCGCCAAUCGCUGAAGCUUCGUAAUCGCGAAGUCCCUUGCACGACUUACCAGGUGGAGGUUAUGAAUGAUGGGUAUCAUCAUCAUCAACAACGCAUCAUACAAGAAAAUGGAGACCCGAAGGAGAAUAUUAUGAAUCCGACGUCUGCGGUGAAAUUCUUAUCAGCAAUCAUCACAGCGUUGACUAUAACUAUUCAACAGAGCGAGGCGGAUGGUGAAGUCUUUGGACCAGGGGUGCUUACACGCUUUCAUGCUGUCAAUGUGCCAACUAUCCCUUUGGGAACUUAUCUAAGACGUCUUGCUAGGAAAUUUAAUUGUUCUACCAUCUUCUUUAUCAUCGCUCUCAUUUACAUCGACAGAGUUAAGCUAGGGCGGCGCGAAACAUUCAGGAUCAACUCAUACAGUAUUCACAGAUUGCUACUAUCAGCACUCCUGGUCUCCAUCAAGUUCUAUGAUGACUGUUAUUACACCAAUGCGAAUUAUGCUAAGUUCGCAGGGGUCCGCUUGGCUGAGCUUAACUCCCUUGAGGAGGGAUUUCUCAGACUCAUAAACUGGAAACUGACCGUCACCGCAGAAGAGUUCGAGGCCUACAGGACUUUACUCGGGAACAUCUCGAACGAGGUAACUCUGCUCCCAUUGAAACCCCUUGCUCCGUCAACUAUCGAUGAUGAUGGAAAGGUGUGGUAUGACGUUUGAAGACGUGAUACCUUCCAGUCAUCUGAUCAAUCGCUGUUCGUUAUUCCCCUGUUGCCCUUCCUCUGUUAAAAGAUGGCGGAAUAUCGAGGAGUGAAUAGUCGAUUAUCUAUCUUGAACUGCAACCUCCAUUUUUAUCUCUGCUCGAGAUACCUCAUGCAUUUUGCUGCUGCUGCUGCUGCUCAUAUUCGUCUACCUCGUUGAUCGAUGCGUGGUUCGACCGAGCACUCUGUAACCAGCCUUGACCGUCUACCGAGCUCGUUUCUCACCAACGCUUUGACC